AUGGAUGAAACUCGGUUGUGGAGACUGCUUGGGUUCCCUGUGGGUGAAGUCGCCUGGGUGGUUGAGACUCCCUGGCCUUCCAACAGGAUUUGGUGGGAUGGGAUUGGAGGCAUUAGAUGUGAGAAGUUGACACUGGCUGGCUUUUCGGCAUCUCAAGCUGUCUCUAGACAACCCGCGCCGACCGCCAUGGCGAAGCCUCAGGCGAAAAAGACUGCCCGAGCGGGCAAGGAGCCUGUGACGCGUGAUUGCACGAUCCACCUUCACAAGCACAUGCAGAAGGUCGCCUUUAAGAAGCGGGCACCUCGAGCGGUGCGGGUGGUGAGGCAGUUUGCUUGCAAGGUGAUGCUCACCCAGGAUGUGCGCAUCGAUACGAAGCUGAACAAGUUCCUCUGGAGCAACGGCGUUCGAAACGCGACUCGGUGGACGAUUCGGGUCGCCAUUGACCUGAACCAGUUUGGCUCCCGACGGUUCGGAACGAAGAUGUCCAGAUUUGUCAAUGGCAGGCUGUUUGUUCGUCCGCCUACCAGGCCGACCAGUUCUCACAACACCCUAGCAGAGAAUUCGCACCAGGUGCCUCGGCGGGUGCGUGUGCGCCUCUCCCGGAAGCGCAAUGAGGACGAAGAUGCCAAGGAGAAGAUGUUCACCUUGGUGCAACAUGUGCCUGUGGAGAGCUUCAAGAAUCUCCAAACGGAGACCGUGAAAGAUGAUUGA
Durusdinium trenchii is the source of this 711-nucleotide messenger RNA. The record is from the annotation of a GenBank genome assembly. Lineage: Eukaryota; Dinophyceae; Suessiales; Symbiodiniaceae.